GCGGCUCACUACGGGCGCUGAAUUGAAGCAGUCAUCCUCGGAUAGGAUCUAACCCUGCAAUUCCUGUUUCUGUCCAUGACCAGGAGUUUGCGGGGAGAUCCCCGGGAGUGUGCGGAUAUGAAGCUGAGAUUGUACCGUAAUACUCGAUCAAGUUAAUGCUUGCGUGGGAAAUGUGCUGCCGCUCCGGUCCCCCUACCCCCCUUUAAAUAUGCUAAAUAUACUAACCCUCCUUUACCAUUUUGUUAGCCAUGGGCUCGGGAAUCCUAUUCUCGUACCCACAGCUCGCUACUCUGGCAGGUCUGCAGGGCGUUCUGGUGUAUGCCAUUUCGUCGGCUGUCCCGCUGCUGAUUUUCGCGGCGCUCGCGCCAAUUAUCCGCAGGAAGUGUCCGGAAGGAUUUGUCCUGACGGAGUGGACGAGGCAGCGGUAUGGCGUUGUGACGGCGCUCUACUUGGGCGCUCUGACGCUACUUACACUGUUUCUGUAUAUGGUUGCGGAGCUGUCUGCUAUCGGCCAGGUCAUCGAGGCUUUGACUGGGCUGAAUGGCCUCCCGGUUGUUAUUGUUGAAUGUGUCGUUACUACUAUCUAUACUUCCCUCGGAGGCUUCAAGAUCUCUUUCGUCACGGACAACGUCCAGGGCGCCAUGAUCUGCGCCCUGAUCAUCAUAGCCACGAUCACCAUCGGCGUCAAAAUAGAUAUCAAGCCGGAGCUAAUAGCCGAUUCUGGACUGCUUAACGCGAGUCUCGUAGGCUGGCAGUUGAUUUACAUCCUACCCGUCGCCAUCUUGACUAACGACUUCUUCUUGGCGAACUACUGGCUACGCGCCUUCGCCUCCAAGACCGACAAGGACCUCUGGAUAGGUGUAUCGGUGGCCAUGGUCGUUAUUCUGAUCGUCUUGACGCUAGUCGGGUGUACUGGUUUAAUUGCCGUGUGGUCAGGCGCAUUUGAGCCCGACGGCGAUGGAUCCGUGGCUUUCUUCCUGCUGCUGGAGCAACUACCCAACUGGGUCGUGGGUAUCGUCAUCGUCAUGUCGGUGUGCCUGAGUACUGCAGCAUUCGAUAGCUUACAGUCUGCCAUGGUAUCCUCCGCUUCCAACGAUAUCUUCCGCAACCGUCUGAAUAUUUGGUGGAUCCGAGGCGCGGUGGUUCUGGUUAUUUUCCCGGUAGUAGUCCUUGCAUUGAAGGCGCCAAGCAUUCUGCAGAUCUACUUAAUCUCUGACCUCCUAUCCGCCGCUACCAUUCCUGUCCUCAUACUCGGACUAUCGGAGCGCUUCUACUGGUGGCGGGGUUUUGAGGUAUUAAUCGGCGGUCUUGGGGGGAUACUAACAGUCUUUAUCUUCGGCACUAUCUACUACGGCGACGCCAAGUUGGGCGGCGAGCUCAUUCUUCUAGAGCAAGGAUUGUACACCGGGGACUGGGGUGCGUUUGGAGCCUUCGUUGCUGCGCCGGUCGGUGGUUUGCUCUGGGGAUUCGGCGCGCUGGGAGUAAGACUGGGUGUCCAGUACGUGCUAUCCAGGGUACGAGGUACCCGAUUCGAUGCGCUUGACUACCCUACUAUAGUGCCGCAGGAGGAUUCCGAUGCCUUGGCCGGGUCGAGUGAAGAUACUACGACUACCAAGAUCACUGGCAAGUUUUUCUAGGCUGGGUUCUACUGUAAUGUGAGAUAGAACGAAGUACCACUUUUGUGCGGUGUUCGAUAUAAGACGGAGAUUCAGAAUCAAGAGCAUAUAAUAGGUAGAUUGUCGUUUUGGCGGUUGAGGCCAACCUUUAUUUUAUUUUUUCCCCUAAGGGCUGUUUUAUGUCAGAA
Molecule: messenger RNA, 1804 nt
Organism: Daldinia decipiens
Lineage: Eukaryota; Fungi; Ascomycota; Sordariomycetes; Xylariales; Hypoxylaceae
Exons: 2
Coding region: 249-1637 (462 amino acids)
Biological process (GO): transmembrane transport
Cellular component (GO): membrane
Molecular function (GO): transmembrane transporter activity
Source: RefSeq, a predicted model, not a curated record